AAUUCAUGUGAGUGAUGGAUGUGCGCUAAGAGAGUGAUAAUUUCGUCUCUCUUGUCAACCUUUAAUAAAAAAGGAAAAGAAAUAGAAGAAUUUUCUUUCUAGAAUCUUUAAUUUCCCUGUUAGACGCAAUAGAUUUAAAUUAGAAUCAAACACAAAAUGAGCGCCGAUUACUUGAGUCAACCUUUAUCGUUUGCUGAUGCUGCUCCAUCAACACCACGAAAUACGCAGACUGUAUCCCCAUUGUCACCAUACCUGAAUUACGAUCCCAGAUACUUACAGGCGGCACAACCCGAAUUCAUUUUCCCCGAAGGGGCUGCAAAACAACGAGGCCGCUUUGAGCUGGCCUUCUCACAAAUCGGUUCAUCUGUGAUGAUUGGUGCAGCUAUUGGUGGAACUGCUGGUUUUUACAAUGGUGUCCGGGCGACCGCAUUAGCACAGCAAACGGGGAAACUGAGGCGAACACAGUUGUUAAAUCACAUUAUGAAACAGGGAUCGUCCACAGCGAACACACUAGGUACAUUGGCGGUCAUGUACUCCGGUUUCGGCGUUUUGUUACAAUGGGCUCGAGGGGAAGACGAUGAAGUGAACACUUUGUUAGCUGGAACUGCCACAGGACUACUGUACAAAUCGACAGCUGGACUUCAUCGAUGUGCCAUGGGCGGUGGCUUUGGAUUAGGUAUCGCAGCCCUGUACUGUCUGUACACAGUGACAUCGGGUGGUGGGAAAAUUAAUUUUAAUAAACCGUACAUGUAGAUGAAGUGAUCAUGUCGUCCGUUGUGAUCGUGUAUAAAAGAUCGAUAAAAACGAAUCCAAAAAUAUUAAAAAUUAAUGAAAACAAAAUGAUGGGGAGAAACAAACACAAAUUGUAGCCAUUAUACAAAUCAGCUAGAGAAAAAUAAAAAAUUUCGAAAAAAAUCGCAAAUUUAAAA
Bradysia coprophila is the source of this 929-nucleotide messenger RNA. It is a transcript of the gene Tim23, whose product is annotated as translocase of inner mitochondrial membrane 23. Gene Ontology annotation, molecular function: transmembrane protein transporter activity. Gene Ontology annotation, cellular component: TIM23 mitochondrial import inner membrane translocase complex. Gene Ontology annotation, biological process: protein import into mitochondrial matrix. NCBI's taxonomy places the organism in Eukaryota, Metazoa, Arthropoda, Insecta, Diptera, Sciaridae. The record is from RefSeq and is a predicted model, not a curated record.